Messenger RNA from Cylas formicarius (sweet potato weevil), 746 nucleotides. RefSeq lists its product as uncharacterized. The transcript is spliced from 3 exons. The record is from RefSeq and is a predicted model, not a curated record. Bases 21 to 746 code for a protein of 241 amino acids. NCBI's taxonomy places the organism in Eukaryota, Metazoa, Arthropoda, Insecta, Coleoptera, Brentidae.
CAAAAAUAGUAAGCAACAAAAUGACGAAUGUUAACAAACAGUUUUUAAACGAAUUUAUUGAGGUAAACAAAAGCUUACCAUGUUUAUGGAAAAUAAAGAGUAAAGAAUACAGUGACAUAAAUAAAAAGUCCGCAGCCUAUGAUGUGUUGGUCGAAAAACUCAAAGAAGUUGAUACGGGAGCAAAUAGGGAAAGAAUUAAAAAAAGUAUUGAAAAGCAAAUUAAGUGGGGCCCGUACAGAAGAUAUUUAUACUCCAAACCUGUGAGCCCACUUAACGUCCUAAGUCCUGAAGUGCAUAAUCCCGGAGUGUUUAACAUCGAACUAACAGAAGAUUCCGAAAUUUUAUCCCGCCCUACUAGUUCGGUCAGUUUCACUCCAACUACCUCAAAAAAGAAGAAAAGUCCAGAAGACUCAACUGGCAUAUUAAUAUCAAGAGCCUGUACACAAUUAGAAAAGAAGGAAGACCAAUUUGAUACUAUAGGCAAAAAUAUAGCCUCAAAACUAAGAAACUUGCCACAUGAGCAACGAAUAUAUGCUGAAAAGAUCAUUAAUGAUGUGUUGUUCGAAGCAGAACUAGGAUGCUUAAACCGAAAUUAUAAGUUGGUGCAAGAGCCUGCAGCUACAAAUUCCAACUGUAUGGAAGCCUCUCGUCAACUGAUGCCUAUACAAUCUACUCAAGAACUUACUUUCUGUGCAACAACAACAACAAGAUUCGAUCUGCAGUUGUACGUCAUUAACAUCAUCUAA